Messenger RNA from Brassica rapa (field mustard), 1056 nucleotides. RefSeq names its product NDR1/HIN1-like protein 12. Gene Ontology annotation, biological process: defense response to other organism. The record is from RefSeq and is a predicted model, not a curated record. Gene Ontology annotation, cellular component: plasmodesma; plasma membrane. NCBI's taxonomy places the organism in Eukaryota, Viridiplantae, Streptophyta, Magnoliopsida, Brassicales, Brassicaceae.
AAAAGAUUAGUUAAGAACUUAAAUGAAGCUGUAGUUUAAACACAACGCGCAUAGUACAUAUGCCAUUAUUACACACAAUUUAGAAUAUAAAUAUACACAACCAAUCUUUCUCAGACGCAUUGUUUUUCUCCCAUCAUCACUAGUCACGACCAAACAAAAAGAAAGAAAGAGAGACACACACCAGUGGCAGAACCGUGAAUAAAAGAUGUCGAAAGAUUGUGGUAACCACGGUGGCGGCAAAGAAGCAGCCGUCCGGCGAAUCUGCGCCGCCGUAAUAGCCUUCAUCAUCAUAGUUCUGAUUACCAUCUUCCUAGUUUGGGUCAUACUCAGGCCCACUAAGCCAAGAUUCAUCCUCCAAGACGCCACCGUCUUCGCCUUCAACCUCUCGCAACCAAACCUCCUCACCACAAACUUCCAGAUCACAUUCGCAUCACGUAACCCUAACUCCAAGAUCGGAAUCUACUACGACCGUCUCCACGUCUACGCUACUUACCGGAACCAGCAGAUAACUCUCCGGACAGCUAUCCCUCCGACGUAUCAAGGCCACAAAGAAGACAACGUCUGGUCUCCGUUUGUUUACGGAACCGCUGUUCCGAUCGCUCCGUACAACUCCGUCGCGUUGGGAGAUGAGCAAGGUCGUGGGUUCGUAGGGCUGAUGAUACGCGCCGAUGGGCGCGUGCGGUGGAAAGUAGGGACGUUGAUCACAGGGAAGUAUCAUAUACAUGUUCGGUGUCCGGCUUACAUCAAUCUUGGAAACAAAGCUGCUGGUGUUCUUGUCGGUGAUAGCGCCGUUAAGUAUACGUUGGUUACUAAAUGCAGUGUGAACGUUUAGAACUUUGACGGAGUUAAUUGUAAAUCUACUUGACUUGAAAUAAAUGGAGGAUUGGGUCUGUUUUUUCUUUUUGUGUUUCUGUACUUGCUUUUUUUGUUUUGUUUUUAUCUUCAUAAGUUUACUACUUCGUAUUCACCAAUAAUCCUGUGACCACAUAGAAGACAGUAACUCAGUAGGAUUCGCUGUUGAGUUUAUGAAAGAUAUAAAAUAUCAUAGCAGCAAUA